GAAGAAAAAAAUAUAAAUCAGAGGCCACAAGGUUAAGGUUAUGACACCUGCUCUUCUCGUGUUCUCCAAUGUUGUUGGAUUUAAUGUUUGAAACUAUGUUGUUAAUAUUGUCUUGUCGGAUUGGAGCAGACACAUGAAGGAGCAUAACUCAUACAUAGUUCAUUGCUAUGGUAGUUUGUGAGGUGACAUGUUCUCCCUGUUUUGUUCCACAUCUCACUUGUCUUUUCCUCUUCCAAGCUCGACACUUUCACUUUCGUGGUUCCUCAAGAGACUGAUUACUAAUGCUCCUGCUAUUACUGCUAAGUGUUAUUCUUCACACUGUGACCCUCAUUGCUUUGGUGAAACUCCAAUCUCUUUGCUUGAAAGAUGCAAGUCCACGUACCAGCUAAAGCAAAUUCACUCAAAGACAAUCAAAAUGGGUCUCUCUUCAGACCCUGUGUUUGGAAAUAAAGUUAUAGCCUUCUGUUGUACCCAGGAAUCAGGGGAUGUUGACUAUGCUCGCCAGGUGUUUGACACAAUCCCUCACCCAAGUGUCUUCAUUUGGAAUACCAUGAUCAAGGGCUAUUCUAGGAUAAGCUGUCCUAAGAGUGGAAUUUCUAUGUAUCUACUGAUGUUGGCCCAUAACAUCAAGCCUGAUAGUUUUACAUUUCCAUUCUUGUUGAAGGGCUUCACCAAUGAUAUGGCUUUGAAGUUUGGGAAAGUGUUACUUGAUCAUGCAGUGAAACUUGGGCUUGAUUCUAAUUUGUUUGUUCAAAAGGCUUUCAUACACUUGUUUUCCUUGUGCGGGCUAGUGGAUCUGGCUCACAAAAUUUUCAAUAUGGGUGAUGCAUGGGAAGUGGUAACCUGGAAUGUAAUGCUAUCUGGAUAUAACAGAGUUAAGCUAUUUGAGAAAUCAAAGAAGCUUUUUUUUGAGAUGGAGAAGAAAGGUGUAUCACCCAAUUCAGUUACUUUAGUUUUGAUCCUUUCAGCAUGCUCCAAAUUGAAGGAUUUAGAUGGAGGCAAUUACGUUUAUAAGUAUAUCAAAGAAGGUAUUGUUGAGCCUAAUCUUGUAAUGGAAAAUGUCUUACUUGAUAUGUUUGGAGCUUGUGGAGAAAUGGAUGCUGCAAAAGGUGUUUUUGACAAUAUGAAGACUCGAGAUGUAAUUUCUUGGACUUCCAUUGUUAGCGGAUUUGCCAAUACCGGCCAAAUUGAUUUAGCACGGAAGUAUUUUGAUCAAAUGCCUGAAAGAGAUUAUGUUUCUUGGACUGCUAUGAUUGAUGGCUACCUUAGAAUGAACCAUUUCAGAGAGGCUUUGGCACUUUUCCGUGAGAUGCAGAUGUCACAUGUGAAACCAGAUGAAUUCACCAUGGUUAGCAUUCUAACAGCCUGUGCGCACCUGGGAGCACUUGAGCUAGGGGAAUGGGUAAAGACUUACAUUGACAAAAACAAGAUUAAUAAUGACACUUUCAUUGGGAGUGCUCUAAUAGACAUGUACUUCAAAUGUGGGAAUGUUGAGAAAGCAAGAAAAACAUUCAAGGAAAUGCAUCAGAAAGACAAAUUUAUCUGGACGGCGAUGAUUGUUGGUCUCGCCAUUAAUGGUCAUGGUGAAGAAGCUCUUACUAUGUUUUCAAAUAUGAUAGAAUCUUCAAUCACACCAGAUGAUAUAACUUAUAUUGGUGUCCUGAGUGCUUGCACACACGCCGGCAUGGUAGAAAAAGGAAGAAAGUUUUUUGCUAGCAUGACCAUCCAACAUGGAAUUAAGCCUAAUGUGACUCAUUAUGGAUGCAUGGUUGACCUACUUAGUAGAGCUGGGCAUUUAAAAGAAGCCCUUGAUGUCAUUUUGAAUAUGCCUGUGAAGCCAAAUUCAAUUGUUUGGGGAUCUCUUCUUGGUGCUUGCAGAGUUCACAAAAAUGUUGAACUCGCAGAAAUGGCAGCUAAACAAAUAAUUGAGUUAGAGCCUGAAAAUGGGUCUGUUUAUGUCCUGUUAUGUAACAUAUAUGCUGCAUGCAAGAGAUGGGAAAACUUGCGUGAAGUCAGGACAAUUAUGAUGGAGAGGGGAAUUAAGAAAACACCAGGUUGCAGUUUGAUGGAAAUGAAUGGCAUUGUCUAUGAGUUUGUUGCUGGGGACCAGUCACAUCCUCAGUCUAAAGAAAUAUAUGCGAAGUUGGAAAACAUGAUGCAAGAUUUGACAAAUGCAGGGUACUCGCCUGAUACAUCAGAGGUUUUCCUUGAUAUAGGAGAAGAGGAUAAGGAGACUGCACUUUUCCGGCAUAGCGAGAAGUUGGCUAUUGCCUAUGCCCUUAUUAGUUCAGGACCUGGGGUUACCAUAAGAAUAGUGAAGAACCUUAGAAUGUGUGUAGAUUGUCACCAGAUGGCAAAGCUGGUGUCAAAGGCUUACAAUAGGGAACUAGUAGUUAGGGAUAAAACCAGAUUCCAUCAUUUCAGGCAUGGUGUAUGUUCAUGUAAUAAUUUCUGGUAAACUUUUUAACGAGAUUCCCCCCAUGAAUUGUAGAAGUUUCGAGCCUUGUGUAUGGAGAAAAAAAACACCGCCGGGAGAGCUAGUCCAUGAGAAUGUGAAUAUGCCUCUGUUGGAUAAAAAAUGAUCCAGAACUAGAAGAGGAGUACCUACAAGUAGCAAGUUCUGAUUACAUUGAAGUAUAAAUUUUUCAUUUUCUUGCUUUGGUAAGUCAUUCGCCUAUUUAGAUCUUAAUUUCAUCAUUUGUACAUUAUAGAUAACAAAAAUUAUUCCAUUUUAUCAUAAUUCACAGAUUUUCUCUGUAAAACAGAACCAUAAAUGUUUGAUGAGUGUGCAUGAGAGCUUAUCCUAGCAAUUGUGAUGCACAUUAUCUUCUUCGAUCUGAAUUUUUUCUAACUAAACUUAGGCUAUUAGCUCUGGAAAAACAAAUGAAUUUCCAGAGAUAAUCUGGAAACUGUGAACUGUUUGCUAUUUAAAUAGAAUAUUAGAAUGCAGGUCAAUUAUAGGAAGUCAGCAAUGCAAAGCUUAUUAUAUUUUUUGGGUAUAAGGUGCAAAGAGAACAAAAUAAAAGAAAGAAAAAAAAAAAAACAAGCCCUAAGGCCUUGGAAAACUAGACCCUACGGCAUCCGCAAAGAGGAGAGGGCGUAGCCCUGGCGGAGGAUCAUGCACCAGCUCAAACAAGGCUUGCUGGUCAGCGCCUGCUUUCGCCAUAAAGUCCGCACAAGAAUUCCC
This is a messenger RNA of Lotus japonicus, 3187 nucleotides long. Its product is annotated as putative pentatricopeptide repeat-containing protein At3g15930. Gene Ontology annotation, molecular function: zinc ion binding; RNA binding; protein binding. Bases 188 to 2458 code for a protein of 756 amino acids. The transcript has a single exon. The record is from RefSeq and is a predicted model, not a curated record. Gene Ontology annotation, biological process: RNA modification. Lineage: Eukaryota; Viridiplantae; Streptophyta; Magnoliopsida; Fabales; Fabaceae.